AUGGAUGAAGAAAAUGAGACAUUUUUCAGUGACUUCACCCUCACAGGGCUCUUCACUAACAAUAAAGCCUCUGGUUUCCUUUUCAACAUCAUUUGUGCCAUCUUCUUCAUGGCCAUGAUAGCUAAUGGAGUCAUGAUCUUCCUGAUCCACAUGGACCCUCACCUCCACACCCCCAUGUACUUCCUGCUCAGCCACCUCUCUCUCAUUGACAUGAUGUAUAUCUCCACCAUUGUUCCCAAGAUGCUGGUCGAUUAUCUCAUGGACAAGAGGACCAUUUCCUUCGUUGCCUGUACAGCCCAGUACUUCCUCUAUAUGGGCCUUGUAGGGGCUGAAUUUUUCCUGCUGGGACUCAUGGCCUAUGACCGAUACGUGGCCAUCUGCAAUCCCCUCCGCUAUUCUGCUCUCAUGAGCCCUCGGGUCUGUUGGAUAAUCUUGGCCAGCUCUUGGUUUGGUGGUACUCUGGACAGCUUCCUCCUCACGCCUAUCACCAUGAGUCUCCCGUUCUGUGCUUCGCGCAAGAUCAAUCACUUCUUCUGUGAGGCACCCACCAUGCUGAGGCUGGCUUGUGGUGACAAAGCUGCCUAUGAAAUGGUGAUGUACCUUUGCUGUGUUGUGAUGCUGCUUAUCCCCUUCUCUGUGGUGCUCGCGUCCUACACCAGGGUUCUCAUCACGGUGCACCAGAUGAAGUCAGCAGAAGGGAAGAAGAAGGCCUUUGCCACCUGCUCCUCACACAUGAUGGUGGUGAUGUUGUUCUAUGGGGCUGCCCUGUACACAUACAUGCUUCCCCAAUCAUACCACACCCCAAUCAAAGACAAGGUCUUCUCUGCCUUCUACACUAUCCUCACUCCCUUGCUAAACCCUCUCAUCUACAGCCUGAGAAACAGAGAUGUGACUGGGGCCUUUAGGAGGGUUUUGGCAAGAUGUCGAGGGCCCUGUGGUGGGACAGUAGGAGAAUUCUGA
Messenger RNA from Camelus dromedarius (Arabian camel), 960 nucleotides. Its product is annotated as olfactory receptor 2T6. Gene Ontology annotation, molecular function: G protein-coupled receptor activity; olfactory receptor activity. NCBI's taxonomy places the organism in Eukaryota, Metazoa, Chordata, Mammalia, Artiodactyla, Camelidae. The record is from RefSeq and is a predicted model, not a curated record. Gene Ontology annotation, biological process: G protein-coupled receptor signaling pathway; detection of chemical stimulus involved in sensory perception of smell. The transcript has a single exon. Bases 1 to 960 code for a protein of 319 amino acids. Gene Ontology annotation, cellular component: plasma membrane.